Arctia plantaginis is the source of this 885-nucleotide messenger RNA. Lineage: Eukaryota; Metazoa; Arthropoda; Insecta; Lepidoptera; Erebidae. The record is from the annotation of a GenBank genome assembly.
AUGAAAUUACUGUCGAGUAUAAAAGACAUACCGGACCUGCAACGAGAUAAUGUUCAUAUCAGGGAUGAAGAGGAACUUUUAGAAAAAAUUAAUAAAAUGAUUGAAGAUGGACACAGCAAGUUACAGAUAGUAACAGACUUUGAUCAUACUCUUACCAGACAUAAAAUGGACAAUGGCAAAAUAGUGCUCACUAGUUUUGGUUUGUUUCGUGAGUGCCCCUCAAUACCACAAUAUUACAAGGAUGAAGAUAAUAGGCUGGCAAGCAAAUACAAGCCGAUUGAGGCUGACCCAAAGAUGUCUGUAGAGGAGAAGACCCAGCAUAUGAUAGAUUGGUACACAGCUGCACAUGCAAUUCUCAAAGGAGUAAAAUUUCCAAGACAUGAAUUGAUGGACUCUGCUAAGAAAAUAGUGGAAUGUUUUAGGGAAGGUGUAGCUGAUAUGAUAAAAUGGUGCGAAGCCCAGCAGGUCCCAGUGCUGGUGUUCUCGGCCGGGCUCGGUGAAUCCGUCGUAGCCGCCUUGACCGCUGCCAACUUUUUACUCCCUCACGUAAAGGUGGUAUCUAAUUUCCUGGCUAUGGAUGAAGAUGACUACAUAGUGGGCAUUAAAGGCGAAGUGAUACACACGUACAACAAGAAUGAGACAGCUAUUAAAAACACGGAGUACUACGGGAUGGUUGAACAGCGCUGUAAUGUCAUUCUCAUGGGUGAUAACAUCGGUGAUGCCGGCAUGGCAGAGGGCAUGGAACACUGCAGCGUUAUCAUUAAAAUCGGCUUUCUUGGACACCACGAAAGCAAUCUUAAUAAUUAUCUGAAUAAAUUUGAUAUAGUUCUCGUCAACGAACCUAGUGUAGACGUAGUGAAUGCUUUACUAAAAUUUUUACUGUGA